UGAGAGCAGAGCUUAGCCCGCUCUAAAACGCGGCGGCGGCAACGGUUGUUGUUGACGGUUUUACUUUACGUGUUUCGGUUUCGAGUCGAGUCGUAAUUUGUUCGCCCUAGCGUAACAACGUGCGUAUAUACAUAUAAGAAACAAAGAUCAAACUAUAUUCGUUCGGGCCGAAACCCACCGACCAAAGGCUCAACAUGGCCGCGCAGGCGCUUAAUGAACAAUAUUCUGCUCUACCCUAUGCGGAUGAGGAGGAUCCAGAUCCAGAUCCAGAAAUGCCAAAAACCAUAAUAUCAACUCCAAUUCGCAAACAGUCAUUGGGCGCUCGUCGUGGUGUCGAGCUGCAACAUUUGCGAGUGGUCAAUGAAGUGGAACCGACAGCUCAGGCUCCAUUGCCGUUGCCGCCUACAUCAUCAUCAUCAUCAACAUCAUCAUCGGCGGCGUCAUCGCCAGAGGCAGAGCAUUUCAGUCAUGGCCUGAGACGGAAUUCAAUCUCAUUGCCGUCGGGCAUCAAUGCCUUGGACUUGGAGGCACUACGUCUGCGGCAUCAAAUGCAGGCUCAGGAUCCCCUUCACGAAGAGCACAGUCAAACAGGCAGUAUUGUCGAUGAAAUGACAUCCAGCAUUGGGACACCGGCUACAACAGCGGUCAAUACACCGGAUAAAGGUGUCAGUCUAACGGCCAUUAAUUUCAAUCGAAAUCAUGACAGCCAUGAUGAUGAUGAUGACGAUGACGAUGAGUUUGGCAAUCUCAAGAAGCCAGUUUAUCGUGAUCGCUUUCGCAGCCGGCGACGUGCCUCGAUUGCCCCCCUGCCCGCUCUACGUCUCAACAGUAAGGAGAUGUUGGCCAGCGAUUUCGAUACCCAUAGUCUCGCUAGCAAUCAGGCAUCCAUAACGAGUGUCAACUCGUUGGCCAGCUUAUUGCGCGAGAAGAUGCAGGCAUUCCCCCAGUUGAUACGCAAGAAGAAGCGAGAGACCAAGGACUAUAAAAUCAAGAUAUUUGUCAUUAUAAUGUUUUUCAUCAUCAUAUUUUUGAUCGGCUAUGCCUAUAUUGCCUAUCAUCAGCAAGUGCUGACCCGUAGCUAUUUCCAGAAGAUCAAAUUCAAUUCGAAGGAUCGCAUAUUUCGCAUACUGAAUCACGAGGACAAGGAGGUGAUCUCUGGCCAAUUGGGGGUAACUCUGGGCAGUGACACGGCGCCAUUCCAUUGCCUGGACGAGCACAGACGUAGCGAUGGCAGCGUGUGCAUCGAAUGGAAUGGCAUCGCCCGUUUGCAUAUGAAUUUCCAGGACAAGGAUGUCUUCCGUUGCUAUACCCUGCAAUGGCAGGCUCUGACGCCGGGUCUCCUGCCCACCGAUUGCUAUGAACUGAAGCGUGACAAUGGUCUGUGGUUCGGCGGUGGCAUCACCAAGGGCCAGGAAUGGUCACUGAGCUAUGCCAAUUUCGAUUUCAAGCCAUACGCCAGUGGCGAUAGCAAAGUCCAUCAAUUUGGCAAUGGGGUAAAGAGAUAUUUCAUCAAUUCGAUAGGUGUGGCCAUGCAGGUGAGCGAACGGACUCCCCUCCAGCUGGGCAUCAAUCGGACGGAGAAUCAAUUCUGCCUACGGGCAGCCAACGAUGAGUUCACCUUUGUGAAUCGUUUGACCGAAUUGCCGCAAUUGGACUACAAGAUCUGCACCACCGAGGAUAUGCGCAGCCUGCACAUGCUGAUGACCCAGCAGAGUCUGUGGGACGGCCUGAAGGAGCAGGAUAUCAAGGUGCUGCACUCGCUGCUCGAGGAGCCAGUGUGGCGCAUACCAACACAGGAGCGGGCCGAUUCCCUGAACGAGACGACCAUUUGUGAUUACUCGGAGAGCGCCAUUGCCAUGGGGUUGGGUCAUGUGGUGAUCAAUGAGUUCUGGCAGGAGAAUAUUGGUGACUUCACGGUGGAUCGUUCCCGGUUUCCCAAUCUCAAGGAUACCAUCGAUGUGCUGCAUCGUCGUGGCUUCAAGGUGGUCUUCACCAUUCAGCCAUUCAUCAGCACGGACAGUGAGAACUUCAAGGAUGCGGUAAGUCGCAAAUUGCUCAUCUACGAACGUCACUCGGAGCGCAGUAUUCCCGCCCUGACGCGCUACAAGAGCAGCUCAAGUGCCGGGGUAUUGGAUAUAACCAACAAUGCCUCCGUUCCUUGGCUGCUGGAGAAGUUGCAGCGCCUCAAGGAUGAGUAUGGUGUCAAGUCAUUCUACUUGGAUCUCGGCACGGGCUACAAUCUGCCGCAUUACUAUCAAUGUCGACAACCCCUGGACAAUCCCGAUACGUAUGCCCGUAUACUGACAGCAAGUCUGGAGAGUGCCGGCCUCAUGGCCGUCUCCACGGCCAGUGUGGUGCCCAAGCCGCCUACAUUCCUCAGUACGCCUCCGGCCAAUGCCACCUGGGAGGGUUUACGUGAAACUCUGGCUGCUGUCCUCAAUUAUGGCAUCAUUGGCUAUCCAUUUGUCCUGCCUGGGGCCAUUGGCGGUGAUUAUUUGCUAGAGCGUUCGCUCUCGAAAAUGAUUUCGUUCUAUUCCCUCGGCCAGCCGCCGUUGCCUGAUCAGGAGCUCUUCAUACGUUGGCUUCAGUUGGCCACAUUCCUGCCGGCCAUGCAGUUCAGUCAUCUGCCCAGCGAGUACAACAGCGAACUGGUCAAUCGGGUGGCCCAAGAGCUGAAGGAUGUGCGACAAACUGUGGUCAUUGCUCUGCUCAAAAAGUAUCUCAGUCCAUCGAUGAACGAGGGUUUGCCCUUGGUAAGACCCCUCUGGAUGCUGGAUCCCCAUGAUCCAGCCUGUCUCAUUGUCAGCGAUGAGUUCUCUGUGGGCGAGGAGCUGAUUGUGGCGCCCAUUCUCGAUGCGGGACGUGAGGAGCGUGAAGUUUAUCUGCCCCAGGGCGUAUGGAAGGAUGGCAUCGAUGGCUCCUUAAGAAAGGGCAGCCGUUGGAUGCAUGGCUAUCGAGUGCCCAAAGAUAAAAUUGCCUAUUUCCGCAAAAUGCCCGAUAAUACACGUUUUUAGCUAUCCCUCAGUCAUCAGCAUCCCCCCGCCCACCAUCCUGCACCCAGUCUACAGUCAUGUGAUAUGAUUAAACGCCAAUAAGAACAUAAUUAUCUAUCUAAAUAUAUAUCUUUCUAUAUAUACAAAGUAGAUGCUCACGGGUUAAAACUUUCAGAAAUAUGUAACAAAUUUAUUUAAUAAUAUUUUGUUUUUAUUUAAUAGAGUCUAGUCUAAAUGCUUUGAAUCUGGAACGUCUUCUAAAAAGGAUAAUAAUAUUUUGAGUUUUUUAUAGUUUUUGCUGAUGUGGAAAGAAAAACAAUUUCAAUUCAAUUUGUCAAUAGAGAAAAUGAGAUUUUAGGGCAAAUUUUGAUCAGAUUACUUGAACUACAGUCAUAAUUCCCUUAAGUGAACUUCUAUAUAAUGGUUUUAAUUCAAAGAUAUAGUAAUUAUAAUUUUUUUUUUGAUUGAAUUCUUUUUAAAAGAAGUUUGUCUAUAAAAUGAACUGCUAAAAUAUCCUUUUAUGGUGUUACAAUGAUCCUUAAUUGGGUUAAUAGCCAAAGAGGAUAGUUUGAUUCGGAUUUUGGGCAAAAACUAAAAAAAAAUUAACUCAAAGUUUAAAUAUUAUUUAUUUAUAUUGGCAUAAAAUUACGUUCAGAAAUUAGAAUUUUUCAGAAAUAUUAGAAUUAGCCGAGGUGAUUCUAAUUUGCGAGCGUCUACUGUAUAAAUAUAUAUAUAUAUAUAUUAUAUUCUAUCAACUAUUUACGAUAAGCUAAAAAUUACAUGUAAAUUAAGUUAAAUUUUCGUGUAUUGUUUGUUUUUUUUUGUUGAUUUAAGUACAACUUGGUCAUUGCUCGACUAUCAAAAUGCUUAUUUGUUAAAUAAA
Messenger RNA from Drosophila willistoni, 3876 nucleotides. Its product is annotated as myogenesis-regulating glycosidase. Bases 195 to 3014 code for a protein of 939 amino acids. The transcript has 5 exons. NCBI's taxonomy places the organism in Eukaryota, Metazoa, Arthropoda, Insecta, Diptera, Drosophilidae. The record is from RefSeq and is a predicted model, not a curated record. Gene Ontology annotation, molecular function: hydrolase activity, hydrolyzing O-glycosyl compounds. Gene Ontology annotation, biological process: carbohydrate metabolic process.